Molecule: messenger RNA, 4949 nt
Organism: Asterias rubens (European starfish)
Lineage: Eukaryota; Metazoa; Echinodermata; Asteroidea; Forcipulatida; Asteriidae
Product: A disintegrin and metalloproteinase with thrombospondin motifs 12-like
Exons: 22
Coding region: 333-4124 (1263 amino acids)
Biological process (GO): proteolysis; extracellular matrix organization
Cellular component (GO): extracellular matrix
Molecular function (GO): metalloendopeptidase activity
Source: RefSeq, a predicted model, not a curated record
AUCAAGCUGUGAUGUUUGUUUGGGUCCUAACGUUGUUCCCACAUUUUGACAGUUAACCAGUUUGAGAUCGCGGUGUCGAAGGGGUGAAUUUGAGGCUCGCACAGCGCCGCAUAAGACAGGGUGAUUACCGACUGUGGUGUAGUAUCAUUAGGUGAUGGUCGCUCAGUGAGGAAACUCCACGGACCGAGCCAUGCCAUAGGAUAUCAACUAGCCACCAAACACUUUAAAAUUUCAUCGCAGUUCCAUCACCGGGAAGGUUUUUCUUGCAAAUCUGUUUCGACUAAUGUAUUUAUUGGCGUGGAUAACACAACUCAUUUGAUUGGUGAAUAACAAUGUUUGUCUGCUUAUCAAGAAAGAUGUUGCCAACGUGCUACUUAUUGUUGAUGGUUCUAUGCAUCUGCAGGACUAUGCCGACGAAAAACAACUUCAAAUUUAACCAUCCAAAACAAGCCGAGUUUCUAGAAACACUCGAGGAUUAUGAGAUAGUUAUUCCAUCCCUGGUUGAUAACUCCGGUGAGUUCAUCUCCCAUGAUGUCAACUUAAAACACACCCCAGAAAACAGGCAAAUCAACGGCGAUGAAGACCCAGUGGCCACCAGACACUACCGGAUUAUUCUUCUGGACAAAGACCUCCACCUACAAUUAGUGCGAAGUCAUCGUCUUAUAGCACCGGGUUUCAUCUUAGAGAGACGGGGGAGGAACAUAUCAGAGUCCAGCAUGAGGAAGGUAGACCACGCCCACCAUUGUCAUUUCAACGGGCACGUGCGCGGGCACAGAGAUUCAAAAGUUGCAGUCAGCACGUGCGACGGUGUGGUUGGAAUGAUCCGACUGACAGACGAGGAAUUCUUCAUCGAACCAAUUAGGAAUUACACCAAGUCCCAAUCCUCAGACCGUCACCCUCAUGUUGUGUACAAACGAUCUGCGUUACCACCAGACAAAGGCAGGGAUGGAUCGCCUCGCCUGGCGAGACGGGACACGACUGUCACGGGGGACCAAGACGAUUUCUGCGGCGUCAAUGACAAAGUUUCCGAAGAGCAGCCGAACAUUUCAACGAAGAAAGCGAAGCUUGGUAAACCAGAUGUCGACGGGAGUCGAUCACGACGUCGACGGCGGUCGACUAGCAAGGAGCGAAACGUCGAGCUGCUUGUAGUUGUCGACAAACACAUGGUGCAAUAUUACAAGGAUCAAGAUAUUGAAACAUAUGUACUGACAAUUAUGAAUAUUGUGGCGGCUAUUUACCAUGACGUCACCAUUGGAAACUACAUCAACAUCGUCAUGGUACGGUUGCUGUUUCUUGAAGACGAUGAGGAAGGUUUAUCCAUAGAGCAUGAUGCUGAUAAGACGCUCAGUAGUUUCUGUCGAUGGCAACAGACGAUUAACCCUGGUGAUGAUACACAUCCCAACCAUCAUGAUGCUGCUGUACUGCUCACUAGGAAGGAUUUAUGCAAGGGAUUUGAUGCUCCUUGCGGCACCCUCGGUCUGGCUCAAGUAUCUGGGAUGUGUCAACGAGAAUGGAGUUGUAACAUAAAUGAAGACACAGGUUUAGCAUUGGCCUAUACUGUAGCACACGAACUGGGGCACAGUUUUGGCAUGCAACAUGACGGACUGGACAAUUCCUGUACGAAAACCAACGACUCCCAGAUCCAUGUGAUGUCAUCGCAACUUACUGGCGUGUACGGAGCGUUGACAUGGUCGCCAUGUAGCAGUAAUUAUGUCACAAGGUUCCUAGACCAAGGAUUUGGCGAUUGUUUGAAUGACGAACCAACUCAACAUGAUUUCAAUUUUCCGCUGGUGCCCCCUGGUGUGAUGUACACAGCAGAGCACCAGUGCAGACUUCAGUAUGGCGUUAAUGCAUCAGUUUGCUCGCUGCUUGAGCCAGAUCAAUGCUCUACACUGUGGUGUAAGUCGGGUAGUCACUGCCACUCUAAACUGUCUGCCGCUGCACCAGGGACAAGCUGUGGAAGGGAUAAGUGGUGUAGAGAUGGUGAAUGUGUUGAUAUCAAAGAUUCACCGAGACCUAUUCACGGAGACUGGGGUCCAUGGAGUGAGUGGUCUGCUUGCUCUUUUAGCUGUGGAGGUGGUGUGGCUAUCAAAGAACGCCAUUGCGAUAACCCAAGACCUACCAAUGGUGGCCGAUAUUGUGUUGGGGUCCGCAAAAAGUAUGCCAUAUGUAACCGUCAGGACUGUCCAGAAGGAAGCCCAACUCCUCGUGAGGCACAGUGUAAUAGCUACAAUGGACUCGCUCAUCAAGGCAACUAUUUCCAUUGGAUACCAUACUACAAAGAAAACGCAUUGUGUGAGCUUCACUGCAGGCCCCUCCAGAAGAACUUUAUGUUACCGAUUAAAUUUUCUACAAUGGUCAAGGAUGGCACGCCGUGUACUGAUGAUUCAAGAGAUAUCUGCAUUGGUGGAAUAUGCUACACGGUGGGUUGUGAUCUCCAGAUUAAUUCCCAUGCAGUAGAGGAUCGGUGUGGUGUUUGCCACGGAGAUGGAUCAUCAUGUGAAACGGUGAAAGAUCAACUCAUUAAACAGUCUGGCUUCGGUUACGUUGAGGCAAUGGUGAUACCGCGAGGCGCAAGAAACAUUCGCGUUGAGGAGGUAGCAGAGUCCACAAACUUCCUUGCCUUGAUGGAUCCUUCGGGCCACUACUACCUGAAUGGUGGCUGGGAUAUCAAAUGGAGCGGGAAAUAUGAAGCUGCUGGUACCGUAGUCAGGUAUGAGAGAGACGACCAGAAUAAAGAGACAUUUGAAGCUAAGGGACCACUUGAGGAACCUCUACACGUUAUGCUAUUGUUUCAAUCCAAGACGGCCGGAGUGGCCUACGAGUAUACCGUCCCUAAGCCCGGCAACACGACAGUAACGAUACCUAAACAAUUCCACUGGCAAAUCUCGGGAUGGUCGCCCUGCACAGCAACGUGUGGAUCUGGACUGCAACGGAUGACUAUUUUCUGUGUUGAGCGAGUAGCAGGGAUGGUUGAUGAUAAAUACUGCAAUGGCACCAAACCUAACGAUGAGCAACGCCAAUGUAACGUUCAUCAGUGCCCUGCUAAUUGGUGGAUUGGUCCGUGGCAGCACUGCUCAGUCACCUGUGGACUGGGUGGAAGUCGCAGUCGGUCGGUGUUCUGCAUUCGAAGUCUCGGCCAAGAUGAACAAGUAGCCCUGGUCGAUGAGCAGUGCGUUCGUCUUGGGCUGGUAAAGCCACGAACGACAGAAAGUUGCCGAGUAGAGAAAAAAUGCCCACUGGAAGCUAAUUGGAUCACGGGAGAGUGGUCAGAGUGUCUCUUUAUAAGUGGUCGAGCUGAGCAGACAAGAACUGUACAUUGCAGCAGGACGGAUACCUUCUGUGACUAUGCCAGCCGACCUACAACUCGUCAGCCAUGUGACCUUUAUGAAUAUUCAUAUGAUUACUAUGGAGAUUACAGUGUCAAAAGAGACGAAACACCAAUCAGCUUCGGGGAAUGGGAACGCCUGAAGGAAAAAGGCUUGCUUGAACCGGUGAAUGGCCACACCAUGACAACCAUUGGACCAAUAGGGAGGCCUUCAAACGUUGUAGCCAAUCAAGUCCCAGACUCCCUGGCACGUGGUUAUAUACCGCCACCCGAUACCACUGACGAGUCUCUCAUUGGUUUAGCAAGAGGUGACGUCAUUUUAGAAAUUGCAAAUCAACAAGUUGACCCGGAUGGUGAUUGGGUGGAGCCCAUCAAACCUGGUCACGUGACUGGUAUUUCUAAAGUGGCUGAUGAAUUACCAGAGGGUAAUGGUGAUUCACCGGUGAGAGAACCCCCUAGGGUGGAAGGACAGACACUCUGGUGGGUGCCUACUCCAUGGUCAGAGUGUUCUGUGAGUUGUGGGGAUGGAGUUAAACAUAGAACCGUGGAGUGUUUGGAAGUUAAAACAGGCCUACAUCAUCGAGGCUGCGACCAGACCACAAAACCUUUACUUACUCAAUCAUGUCAUAAUGCUGAGUGUAAAGAUAGCAAUGCACUUUCAAAUAGCUGUGAUGGAAACAAACAAACCAACACAUGGUGUCGCCUCGUACUUGUUAUGGGAAACUGUGGCAAAUAUCCCUACAAUGAUCUGUGCUGCGAAACAUGCAUCGCAUAUGCAGCUCCGUACAACGUGUAGGCUAGGCCUACGAUAUAUAUAGGCUAGGCCUAGUUGACUUAAUCAACGCCUUUCCCGCCAAAACUGACUAAAUAAUCUUUGGUCCAACCGGCUUUUUUUAACUUUAGUAAGGUUUAACCCUUAAAUUAUUGAACGCAAUUGAAUCAAUUCAAUUCAAAUCUUGAUUGUCUUUGACAUAAAACAUUGUUCUUAAUUUGUUUAUUAAUCUCUUUUUUUUCCACCAAUAUGGAAAUAAUUGUUGGUUUGAAUUGAAUUUGGAAUUGAGAGCAAAAUUCGCCAUAAAAAUGUUGUUCUGGUUUCAUAAUAACGGGAAUUUUCUUUAAGGUUUUGAAUUGUAAUAAUGUACCAAUGUAUAAUUUCUACUAUAUUUUUUGUUAAAUUAUUUAUGUAAAAAUAAAACCAUAUUUCACUUUGUGUUUUAUAGCGAAAAAUAUUGUUUAAGAUUUUACAUAAAACCGACAUAUCAAAGCAUAUGAAGAGUAAAAUUUAAGACAUCUUGAUGAAUUAACAAAUUUUCCUUUCGUAUUGCGCUUCGGCAACCGAUAUUGUAAAAGUUGACUCAUGACGUCGCUUGCUCACAAAAAUAUUUAUGUUAUAAGCAAAUUGUCCAUAAUUGUUUUAAAGUGUGUGCCUAACAUUGAACAUAAUAUAUAAAUGUUUACAGUUUUGCACUAAAGGUAUGUUGUAUAAAGAUAGGAAUAGUGAAAACUGCUCUUUUAAUAUUUUUGCCUAAAAUGUUGUUCCUUUUAAAAUCAGUGGACAAUAUUGGUACUCAAAAUGAUUAUCAGCAUAAAACCUCACUUGGUAACAAGUAAUGGGGAGAGG